AUACUGCGCACGAAUCAACGCGUCUGACGCAGUGUAUUCUUCAGCAUCGUGGGUACAGUUAUACAGUGUCAGUUGGUCCCAUUAAAUUUGCGUUUAAAACAUCUGAAAGCUAUAAAACUGCUCAGACAGUCAGCGAUUUAAUUUAUUGCCUGCAGGUUUUGAUUAUUUACGUUGAUACCAGUAAUCAACAGACAGCAAAUAUGAAGACAAAAUUCAUCAAUGGCGUGUCUUCUUCGCCUUCUAUGUCUCUGGUUUUAUUGGUAAAUGAGAAUGUCCUCGAAGUCCAGCCAGAGAGUGGGGACGAAUGCAAAGACAUUAUUCGACCGGAUGAGCCCGACCACCAGACGAAGCUGAAGGCGUAUCUGUGGUGUAAAGAAUUCCUUCACGGAGCCUGGAAAACCAUAGAUGAGUGUGAUUUCCAAAUCUCCAUCAUCAGGGGAGGUCUCAGCAACAAACUGUUCCUCUGCGCUUUGCCAGAGAAGCAACCAAGCCUGGGAGAUGAACCACGAAACGUUCUCCUUCGCCUAUAUGGACAAAUUCUGCAGAUGUCCUGUAAUAAAGGGGAUUGCAGACAAUCAAACACAGAAAAUCACUUUCAAGGAGCUGAUGCCAUGGUACUGGAGAGUGUGAUGUUUGCUAUCCUGGCCGAGAGGGAGCUUGGGCCCAAGCUCUAUGGCAUCUUUCCACAGGGAAGACUGGAACAGUUUGUCCCAAGUCGAAAACUGUCCACAGAUGAGCUGAGUGUCCCUGGUAUAUGUGCUGAGAUUGCUGAAAAGAUCGCCAGGUUUCAUGGAAUGAGAAUGCCCUUCAACAAGGAGCCAAAGUGGCUGUUUGGCACAAUGGACAAGUACAUGGAUCAAGUGCUCCAGCUCACCUUCACGAGGGAACACCAUCUGCGUAAUUUCUCCCGCCUUAUGAGCUUCAACUUGCCUCAAGAGAUGGACAGUCUCAAGUGUCUACUAGAAUCUACUCCCUCUCCUGUUGUUUUCUGCCACAAUGACUUGCAAGAAGGAAACAUCUUGCUCCUAAGUGGCCGUGAGAAAGCAGACAGACAGAAGCUCAUGCUGAUCGACUUUGAAUACAGCAGCUACAACUACAGAGGAUUUGACAUUGGAAAUUUCUUCUGUGAGUGGACUUAUGACUACACCAAUGACAAGUUUCCAUUUUUCACAGCCAGCACCAAAAAUUACCCCACCAAAGCACAGCAGAUGCUUUUCUUUCGGAGUUAUCUGUUGGAAUCUAAUGCUGGAUUUGAAAACUUGAGUGAAGAGGACCAACUGAAACUCAUAGAAGAUAUGCUAGUGGAGGUUAACAGGUUUGCUCUAGCCUCCCACUUCUUCUGGGGAUUGUGGUCCAUUAUCCAGGCCAAAAUAUCAACUAUUGAGUUUGGGUACAUGGAAUACGCCAUGACCAGGUUUGAUGCAUACUUUGAGCUGAAAAGGAAGCUCAAGGUUUAAAGGAAAAA
This is a messenger RNA of Rhinichthys klamathensis goyatoka, 1465 nucleotides long. RefSeq names its product choline kinase alpha (gene chka). NCBI's taxonomy places the organism in Eukaryota, Metazoa, Chordata, Actinopteri, Cypriniformes, Leuciscidae. Gene Ontology annotation, molecular function: ethanolamine kinase activity; choline kinase activity. Bases 201 to 1457 code for a protein of 418 amino acids. The transcript is spliced from 12 exons. Gene Ontology annotation, biological process: CDP-choline pathway; phosphatidylethanolamine biosynthetic process. The record is from RefSeq and is a predicted model, not a curated record. Gene Ontology annotation, cellular component: cytoplasm.